Paralichthys olivaceus (Japanese flounder) is the source of this 5975-nucleotide messenger RNA. The record is from RefSeq and is a predicted model, not a curated record. Lineage: Eukaryota; Metazoa; Chordata; Actinopteri; Pleuronectiformes; Paralichthyidae.
GUGGAGCAGAAAAUAGCCGCCCGUGUCGGCCGUCUUCAGGCAGAGCUGGAGAGGAAGAGCUCCGAGCUGGAGCGGGCCAAGCAAGAGAGCGAGCGGCUGAGCCAGGAGAAACAAGACCUGGAGGACAAGGCCUCGGAGCUCUCUCGCCAGGUGGACGUGUCGGUGGAAAUGCUCGCAAACCUCAAACAGGAUCUGGUGAACAAGGAGGCGGAGCUCAACCACAAACAGCAGGAGGUUGCCCAGAUUGACCAGUUCCUUCAGGAGACGGCAGCGCGGGAAGCCAACGCCAAGGUGCGUCUGCAGCAGUUCAUCGAGGAGCUGCUGGACCGAGCCGACCGCGCCGAAAAACAGCUGCAGAUCAUCAGCAGCUGCGGCACAACACCGAACGGGAGCCUGGGACGCUGCAGCCUUCAGGCCUCGAAGGGCAAUGGAUGCCAGAGAAAUUCCAGCCUCUCUGGAAGCACAAGAGGCAUGUACCAGGUAUCAGACCGACGUUCGUCCCCCAGCACAGGGGCAUCAGGGCGGAUCAAGUCCGUGUCACAGGGAUCUGGUGGUUAUGACAGUGACAGCGUCGAGAUGCAUCCCAUGGAGGACUGUACCGAGGCUCAGUACUAUCACAUGCAGUGUCGGCUGGGUGAGGGCGGUUACGAGCGCUCCCCCGGAUGCGGCUCGAGGAACUGGGGUCUCCGUAAACAGGCGAUCCAGAACUGGCAGCGGCGACCUUACAGGAACAGCACGGAAGGCGAUGAGGGAGACGUGUCAGACGUGGGCUCCAGGACAACGGAGUCCGAGGUGGAGAUGUGGGAACAGGAGAGGAGAGCCGUGGCUGAGGUACAGCAGUCUGCUGCGCCCUAUCCCCACCACGGCAGGGCAGGAUACCGCCCUAACAUAGGUCGGUCAGAAGGAGUGUACAGCAAACCGUGUCGCCAUGAAAAGAGCCCGUCCAAAUCCAACGAGGUGAUCAGUCCGGAGAUCCUGAAGAUGCGUGCGGCUCUCUUCUGCAUCUUCACUUACCUGGACACUAAAACCCUGCUGAGAGCUGCGGAGGUCUGCCGGGACUGGAAGUUUGUGGCUCGUCACCCGGCCGUGUGGACCAGAGUGCUCCUGGAGAACGCUCGCAUUUCUUCCAAGUUUCUGAGCACGCUGUCUCAGUGGUGCACUCAGACACACUCCCUCAUCCUGCAAAACCUCAAACCGCGACAGCGAGGCAAGAAGGAAACCAAGGAGGACUACCUUAAAAGCACACGUGGCUGUCUGGAGGAGGGUCUGGAGGCGCUGCUAAAGGCCACAGGAAGCAACCUGCUGAUACUGAAGAUUUCCCACUGCCCCAACCUGCUGACGGAUCGCUCCCUGUGGCUGGCCAGCUGCUACUGUCGAGCUCUGCAGGCUGUCACCUACAGGAGUGCCACAGACCCAGUUGGUCAAGAGGUGAUCUGGGCCCUCGGAGCAGGUUGUAGAGACAUCAUCUCCCUACAGGUGGCACCACUACACCCAUGCCAACAACCAGCUCGUUUCAGUAACCGAUGUCUGCAGACCAUCGGAAGAUGUUGGCCACACCUCCGUGCUCUUGGUGUGGGAGGGGCCGGAUGUGGCAUUCAGGGUUUGGCUUCACUGGCGAGGAACUGCAUGCGUCUGCAGGUGCUGGAGUUGGACCAUGUGAGUGAGAUCAACCAGGAGGUGGCAGCAGAGGUUUGCAGAGAAGGCCUGAAGGGCCUGGAGAUGCUGGUGCUCACAUCUACACCGGUCACACCGAAAGCCCUGCUCCACUUCAACAGUGUUUGCCGCAACCUGAAGUCCAUCGUGGUGCAGAUCGGUAUAGAAGACUACUUUGAGGACCCCAACAGUCCUGAAGCUAGAAAACUGUUUGAUGAGAUGGUGAACAAGCUGCAGGCUCUGAAGAAGAGACCUGGCUUCUCCAAAAUCCUCCACGUAAAAGCAGACAGUCUCUGCUAACGUCUUUUGCUCAGACUCUUCUUCGUCUUGGUGAGGCGCCAUCUUGGCUCCAGUCAGUCAGAAAGACCCAGCUGUUUUGAGGCCACUCGGGGCUGACUGUGUCCGCAGCACCGACAGAAACCAAACACACAGCAUGAUGGACCAGAACCGAGGCUCAAUGUAAAAACUUGACACAGAAACAUCUAAUUUAUUAUUUCAGUAGUGGGAAUCGACGUCUCCUUAAUAUUGGUUUUGACAGAAAAGAUCAGGAGGCGUAUUUGGACACUAUACAUAUAAGAUAAAGGGCCUCACAUUCAAACAACAACACAAGAUCCCUGUUUCUCAGUCGAGUUUUUGCAUUCACCAUAAAAAUGGAUCACGACGUUGCACAAAGCCCAGACCCCCUUUUUCUGAAACCGCCUGGAGCUGGGUGACAGCGCUGUAUUUAUCUGUUUGCAUCUACAUAACGCUUGAUGUAAAAUAUUAACCUGAGACGACCUUCAGCUCAUUAUACAGCAAACACAUUCACCGCAGAGAAGAACAACACAUGAUGGCAGGUUUAAGCGAAUUCAUUUGCUCUAAAGAUCUUCAAUGAUGAGAGUCUUGAAACAGGAGCUUCAGGUUUUGUGUGCGUGUGGACGAGUGAAUGUUGAUACAGACGAGCCAAGAAUCGAACAUGUGGUUUUCAUCCAGUUUUUCAUUGCACAACUGUUCGUCGAAACCUGGCGAAACGUGCUGCACCAGCUCCAGGCACAAUGGCGGACGGCCUCAACCGUCACACACAGACCUUCUAUACAGUCUCAAAGCCUCUGCAUGGCGAUGAUGCCUUUUGCCUCUUCUACUGUCCUCUGCUUCCUCGUGUGAACAGGAUCAUGUCACAAACCUGGACAUCCUUUUUAUUUUAAAUCACUGUGGAAUCUGUGAUCUGAGAGAACAAGCCAGGGAAAAUGGUCCACAAUGCAUUUCUCUCUAAAACCAGUGCCAUUUGGAAUGAUGUCUGUCUUCAGUCCCAGUGAGCGUCUUCUCCAAUGUGCCAUUAGUGAGGGGAGAAGAAGAGCGAUGAGCGCAAGCAGCUCUCUCUGGGUGUUUAGUUUCAUGUGAACAUGGUCUCCAAGUGUUGUUGUUGUGUUUGUAUAUCAUGAAGGUUUCAUACUUAUCAUACUGGAUUGUGCCAUUCCUCCUCAUAGGGCUUAUCAUGGCUGAGCCCAUGUAUUUAUUCAUCAGCUAACACCCUCUGGCGCCCUCUGCUGGUGUUGCCAGACAGUUACAGAGCUGACAGACCGCUGGUGUAGUGUGACAUUUGUUCCAUUUGCAGCUUUUAACAAGUAUCAUCUUUGCUGUUUUGGAGAUCUCCAAGUCUCCAAUGUCAUCUUCAAGGUCACAGUUUAGUUCAGUGUGCAAAUUCAGAAUAAGUAUGAGUAGCAAUACUUUACAGCGGUGAAACAGAGUGUGCACGCCUCUGUGUUAAUUUAAAGGGGUGCUCCAACUAUUUCACACACAAAAAUGAAAUAAGUUGUGAUGGUUACAACUCAGCCUGUCAUGAAGCUGUAUAAUGUCUGUGGCUCUGAGAAUAAUCUAAUUAAGAUUAUCUAAAAUCAAUCCCUGAGUUUAGACAACUAUUGUCUAAUGCGAAUUAGCCUCUGGGGGCAACGGCCACUUCUUUUGGGCUUCUGGUGUAGAGAGCAGAUAUCUGGGCCAAGACUCUAUCUUCUGUUCACCGUACACUGUUUAUAGUCCGACAAGUCCUUUAUCUCACGAGUUGAACAUUUCUCAACACAAACUUUUUGAGGUGUUUUUGGUCCAGAUAAUAUUUUGGCUAAUCUCUAAAAACGGCUGUAAUGCAGAUAAAAUAAAAAGCAGAUAGCAGAUGUAUUUUGGUCUCUGUUUAGCUCAGGCAACCAGAGCCUGCUCAAAUGUGAUUGAAACCAGAGGGCUUCUCGCCCCCAAAUCUUAUCCAUAGCCUAUAGAUUCUACAUUUUCACACAUGCAGAAUCUGUUACUAGAGAUUAUUUUAGAGUGGAGAUUAUACAUUUACACAAAUUAUAAAUGUACUUGCACAGUUAGUGUGGAGUUUGAAAGAUGUGGAUGUUUACAAGGCAGAGAAGGAAAAAGAUAUAUAGGGAAGGAUAAGGUCAAGUGUUUUUGGAGUUUGGCCUUCUGCUGCAUUGAUCUCUCUCUCUCUCUCUCUCUCUCUCGUGCAAUACUAAGUCACUCCUUAAAAUUCCAAGAAAUCCUGCUCUCAGUUGUGAAAUAGGUUUGCAAACGAGUCGAACAUCACACAUAAUAACAAGUUGUUAUUUUACCGCCUGGUUUGUCUCUGCAACAGAUCUUAACAUUCAUGGGAGGAGUGUGUGAGCGAGGUGACAGUUUUUAUGAAUACUGAGCAAGGGUUCAUCGUUUUCGUCUGCUGCCUUUUGGUCUCUACACCAUAGUCGGCAGUGUUUAUGGGGACUUGUGUAGCUGCAUAUUGUAGAGAAGAUGUUUCAGGUCAAUAUGUGAAACAGUCGUGGGACGUCCAUUUCUUCAUGUUCUUCCAGUAAACUGCAUAUUAAUAUUAAUAUCCUACACUGGUUCUGAUUAUCUGCUCGGUUCUGUGGAGGAUUAUUGGGAAAGGUAUAAAAACGACACAGUAGAGAUGAAACAAAAAGCACUUGUUGAUUUUGAGUUUUAGACAAUCCUGCCUUCGCUAUCAGCUACUCUGUACAUAAUGUUUGUAAAGAAAAGAAAAGAAAAUCACCAAAAACAAGAAAAAAAAAAAGGACCAACAUUUGAUGUUGUAUAAUAUUAAGGUCAUAAUAUGAGUGGAAAACGUCGACGUUUACAGGUCUUCAUUCUGUAAGCAUUUUCUCUCCAAAGCCGAAUGAAAGCAACAUAGAGAAUUAUAUUAUGUAUAACAGUAGUGUUGAAAUUGAAGUUGUGUAUUAGAUACUUUAUAUAAAAUGUGCAUCAGAGUCAUAUACAGAUGGAAAUUAUUUAAGAAGAGGAUUAAGAUGAUAAUUCCGCUAUUUAUUUCUAUAUAAAAAAGAGCGAUGUGUAUAAUGUUGGCAUGUUUGUGUUCGAGCAUCAAUCAUUAAGUUGCCUUCUUAACUGUUCCGCUACUGUGGCAAGAAAAUUAUUCGAUGUUUAUAGAGCUUUGAUUGCCUGCAGGUUAAUAACGUUUCUGUUUAUUUGAUCCAGUCUGUUGUUGCACUAGUGAGAAAAAAAAAGAUAUUUCAGAUGUUUAUUAUAAGAGUGUUGUUUUUAAUGUUUAGCUAUUUCUCAGUAUUUGACAAAAUAUGAUGCACUUUUUUCCUGAGCGCUUUUAUUGGAAACUUUUUUUUUCUGUGAAGGUGUAGAAUGAAAAACGAACUGUUCACUUACAUGUCGGGGAAGAUUUGGGAAAUGCAGUGACGAUGUGUGAACUUAACGUACAGUUUUCCUCUUUUCUCUCACGCCAUCUCUCAUGACUCUAUCGGUUGGAAAGUUACAAAGAUUGAAUCUGAUUCAACUACAUGCAAGUGCUUUCGAGGAUCAUUGCCAAUAUGACCUUAUUGUCACCUUUGUGUUUAUUUCAUACCAACACUACAUGAACUUGUUUGUGAAAAUGGACCUGCUGAUGAUGUUGCAGAGCCACGUGCGCUCUGGAACUGCAGACUAGAGGUGCCAAGUACGCCGGAAUCAUUCCUCCGGCUUACGUCUUGAUUCCUGUCUCUCCAAAUGUCAACCUGACUCAUUUCUAAGUUAAUUUAUUGAUUCAGUCUGAAGCAUCGUCUGUGUAUUUAAGUAUUUAAUUUUCAAAUCAAACUUGGUUGCAAUGACACAAAUUCAUUAUUCUGUGCAACUGAGUGUUCGUUUACCUCUGUGCAUAUUUUACGUAUGAAUGAUUGUACUCAUGCCCGUUCAUCUGAAUAGUAUUUUACACAUUACCUCAACACUUAUCUGGGCAAUUAAGUGUGCAGUUUGUCUUUAUAAUUGUUUAUUUUUGUCGACCAUCACCAGGUCUGCCAAUGGAUCCAUGAACUUCAUCCUUAUUGCUGAAAAAAAAACUUUCCCAAAAGAUGAUC